Messenger RNA from Symbiodinium natans, 1662 nucleotides. The record is from the annotation of a GenBank genome assembly. Lineage: Eukaryota; Dinophyceae; Suessiales; Symbiodiniaceae.
AUGUACAAACAUGCCUUUGACUCGUACAUGUCCCAUGCCUUUCCGGCUGACGAGCUCCGACCUUUGUCUUGCGAUGGCCGGCUUCGGCGCGAACGAGGUGAUCUCGAUGCAAUGUUGGGCAAUUACUCCAUGACCCUGAUUGACUCUUUGGAUUCCCUAGUUAUUUUCAAGCGAAAGACAGCGUUCAAGGUGGCUGUUUCGUACAUUGACGACAAUGUCCACUUCGGCAAAGAUCUCGAAGUGAGUACCUUUGAAGUCAACAUCCGCAUCCUGGGUGGUUUGCUGAGCGGCCAUCUGCACGCGCAGAAGAUCUUGCCGAAGUACACAGGAGGGCUGUUGGACAAGGCGUUGGACUUGGGCGAGCGUUUGAUGCGGGCCUUCGAUACGCCAACGGGAAUGCCGAGAUCGCGGGUGAACCUUGCAAAAGGGAUCCCCAAGGGCUCCUCGGCCACGGUCACAAUUGCAGAGGCGGGAUCCUUCUUGCUGGAGUUCGGCAUGCUCUCGCACCUUUCUGGGCAAGACCGGUUUUACAAAGCAGCAAAGCGGUCUUUGCUGGCCUUCUGGGGCCGGCGGAACAUCUUGGAUUUGGUUGGCACAUCAAUCGAUGUUAACACUGGUAAUUUUGUUGAUCAACAGAGCACGACAGGUCCAGGGCAAGAUUCCUUUUUCGAAUAUUUGCUCAAGGGCUACAUCCUUUUUCAUGACCUGGAGUUGUUGGAGAUUUUCCUAAGCGCAUAUGCGUCUGUCGAGUUGUACCACAGUUUCGAAGGGUUCACGUACAACGUUGACAUGAACAAAGGGCUGAUGGCGAAUACGCAUUUGUCGCCCUUGGCGUGCGUGUGGGCAUCAUUGCAAGUUCUGGUUGGAGAUGUCUCCAGUGGUUUGCGGUCGGUGUUGUACUGGUAUGGUUUGUGGAAGAAGCACGACGCUUUGCCCGAGGUGUUCGACACCAGGGCAGAAAGCCCAACCCAAGCGAGGGACUCACCUCUGCGACCGGAGCUCAUCGAAGCAAUUUUUUAUUUAUCCUUAGCCUUGCCGGGUGACUCCAUGAUUUUUGACAUGGCAAAGAACAUUGCCGCGGCAAUCGAUGACCAGAGUCGGGUGAACUGUGGGUUUGCUUCUGUCGCCGACGUAACGACCAAGAGGCUUGAUGACAGAAUGGACUCCUUCUUCCUGUCAGAGACGCUUGUAUACCUGUACUUGGCUUUGGCACCGCCAGAAGACCUGGCCCAUGCCAUGCCAUGGCCGGUGGGCGCCAGCAUCUUCACCACCGAAGGCCAUUUGUUCCCGAUUUUCCCGAAAGCUUCGGACUCAACGCAUCUCUCAGCAACCACGGACGAACGCAACAAGGACCUUUACCCUGCAGCUUCGUUGGACUCUCCACUGCUCACUUGCGAGGCUUUAACGCCGUUCGAGCGAGUUGCGGUUCAGCAGCGUUGCCGAACGAAGUACUUGCUGACACCGAGCUACCAGAUGCAGAUGAAUGCUGAGACCUCACGACGGUGUCGCUCACAAACAGUCUUUCUGCUGGUGUGGUCAGCUGGCGACACCUUGCAGCCCGUGAUGCAUGUUUCUGGUUUGGCUUCCUCCCUUGGGCGGCCUGUGCCAGUGCUGCCUCUACUGCAUGCCCAACUCCAGGACUGCAGCCACAAAGAAGGUUAA